Nilaparvata lugens (brown planthopper) is the source of this 897-nucleotide messenger RNA. RefSeq lists its product as uncharacterized. NCBI's taxonomy places the organism in Eukaryota, Metazoa, Arthropoda, Insecta, Hemiptera, Delphacidae. The transcript has a single exon. The record is from RefSeq and is a predicted model, not a curated record. Bases 1 to 897 code for a protein of 298 amino acids.
AUGUCGGCUGAAACAAAAUCGAAGUGGAAUUGUAAAAAUUGCAAGUCAGUUAAUACCGGUACAAGUUCGACAACGUCAACGGUCUUAUCAACCACCGAUAAGAUAUCUCAACAAGCUUCGGACGGUAAGAGUAGCAGUGCUUCACUUUCGCUAUCGCUAACCCAAGCUGACCUUGAAGCUAUCGGUAAAAUUGUUAGAGAAAUGAUUCAGGCGGAGCUAUCUCCAAUCAAACAAGAAUUCAGUGAGAUUAAGAAUUCGAUUGAGUUCAUUUCUAACGAAUUUGAUGAUUUCAAAAAUAAACUGUCUGCUUUUGGGAAUAAGGUAGAGGAACUCAAAAAUGAAAAUAAUUUAUUGAAGGGUGAAAAUGUUGAAUUGAAAUCGGAGUUGGCUUCUAUCCAUGAAUAUACGCGUAGAGACAAUUUGAUUAUAUCCGGAAUUCCUGAAACAAAGAAUGAGUCAAUCUACGAGAUUUUCAAUUGUAUAUCAGCUGCGAUUAGUAGCCAGCUAACUUCAAAGGACUUGAGCAUCGCACACAGGCUCCCCAACAACAAUAAAGCUAAAAACAAUAUUAAACCAAUAGUAGUGAAAUUCGUCCGUAGACAGGACAAAGAGUCUUGGCUAGCAGAUUUCAAAAAAAUGACAUACAAGGACAAAUCAAAUUGUGGUCUUCCGACAAGAUCUAUAAAUAAAUCGCUUCCUGAUGGCAAAGUAUUUGCUUAUCAACACUUGCCACCGCUGCCAGCGCCCCUUCUUCAACUACUCCAUCAGGUACGAGGUGUCGCCUUACAAAAGGGCUACAAAUACGUGUGGUCGAAAAAAGGCAAGGUCUUUGUCCGCAAAGACUCCAACCAGCCGGCAAUUAUAAUAAGUUGUAAGGAGGAUUUGAACUCUCUAUAA